Messenger RNA from Sitodiplosis mosellana (orange wheat blossom midge), 3963 nucleotides. RefSeq names its product paxillin (gene Pax). NCBI's taxonomy places the organism in Eukaryota, Metazoa, Arthropoda, Insecta, Diptera, Cecidomyiidae. The record is from RefSeq and is a predicted model, not a curated record. Bases 1132 to 2751 code for a protein of 539 amino acids. Gene Ontology annotation, cellular component: nucleus. Gene Ontology annotation, molecular function: DNA-binding transcription factor activity, RNA polymerase II-specific; RNA polymerase II cis-regulatory region sequence-specific DNA binding. The transcript is spliced from 11 exons. Gene Ontology annotation, biological process: regulation of transcription by RNA polymerase II; apoptotic process.
UUUUCGGUGCUGUGACGCUGCACAACGCGUUUUUGUCGAAUUGCUUCGCACUUACUCGGUAUCAUCGUCUGUUGUUCUGACAACACCACAACGAACAGAAAGAAAAAAUAAUAAUUUAGUAUGCAAUUGUGAUAUUGAGUGCUUGGAAAUUGGAAAGAGAGAGGGAGAGAUUCUGAUAGAUAAAUAGAUUCUUGAUACGAUCGAAAGUCCGGAGUUGUGGAUUACUAAUUAAACCCCGAGAGGAUCUGCACUUGAUUGGUGCGAUUUGACUAUCGAUUUCAACAAGUCGCGAAUUUCCGCUAGCGAUUAUCAUAAAUCAACAAAGGCGAUUCUUUUCAGUCGGAAUUGAUCGAGCGUAUGAGAGUGUAUGUGUGCGCUGGUUGGAUAUGUGUGACAAUAUUUCGCCUGGAUGGUGUUAAUAGAUCUAAAUGCUGAUGUAUUUAGCAAAAGAAAAACAAAGUUAGAUUGAAAUUGUACGCGUGAAUUGUUCCGGAGCGUUUAUUUCUCGCUUCGUUUUGUUGUUGUUGACUUAAAUUAUUCUCUUUACUCCACCAAUCUCACUCACAUCACAUGUCUCUCAAUGUCUAUUUAUAACCGCUUGUAAGCAAACUCUUUUUUUUCGCUCUGCAGCUUGUGUGUGUUUUUGUUUUGCUUUUAAUUUACUUCGUUCGUGUUGCAAGUCGGACAACAGAUUUAUUUUCAGUGUAAACAUUCAAUUGGUUGCAAACAAAAGAGCAUCCCGUUAUCACGUUCUACCUUGAAUUCGAAAUGAAAUUUAAACGCGAAGUUCAGAAUUACGAGCGACACACAUCUUUUGCAUUGAAAUUCUUUAUGACAAGAGAGUGAGAGUGCGACGUGUUUGUCUGUUCGAUUUGAUAGCAGAGUGAAUGAGUGUGUGAGUGUGUGUAUGUGCCCUCGUGAGCGAUAAUAUUUCGCAACAAAAUUAUGUAUGAUGAGUUUUUUUUGACAUUCAUAUGGAAAUGAACGUAUUUGAAUUGAGGUGAAAGAGUCUUUUCGCUGGCAUUUAAUUGCGUGUAUCGUCUUUCUAUAUUCUUGAGUGUAGAUACAACGAACGAUCUUCAGCCAAAAAUAAAAUCGAAAAAUACUAUUUAAAAAAAAAAACCGAACAUCAUGAGCAAAUCUCUCAACGCCAACUUUUCGGGACCAUUUAAAGUGGGAGCAUACGAAAAUUAUUUGAACGCUCUUCUUGCCGACCUGCAGAACAGUGUGCCAGGAGGUCAACAAAAUCCACUGAAUCACUUGAGUCACGCGUACACUGGCCAAAAUGGAAACGCCAGCUCGGGAUAUGGCUCGUUGCGCUCAAGGCCAACUCCACAAGCGACUUCACCUUACCAAGAAGUACGAAGAGUGAUAACAACGGAUCAAAAAUCCGCACCUGGUUCGCAAUACUCACAAACCAACACACAUUAUAACAAUCAAAAUGGAACUGGAACCGCUGGCAAUCUGUCUGAAUUGGAUACGCUUCUGCAAGACUUGAGCCAAGCUCGUUACGGUGCCAAUUUGAAACCCGUUAAAUCUAGUCUUGGAUCACAAAAUGAAUUGAAUGAUUCGAUUAAACGGCCAUCCGUUGAUGAUUUGUUAGAGGAGCUGAGCAAUGCACAAGCCUCUGGGCCCGUGUAUGCAGUGCCAAGUCGAUUUGGUUCAAGCAAAUCACCUGGAGGAAAACAUGUGACGAUUACAGUUCGCGAAACAAAAACGGAACGAAUGACUCCGGUCAAUCAGUCUGGUCAUCCUGGCGACCAAGAGGUUAUUCAAAAAGUAAUCCAACAUUCAAAUUCAGCUGUACCACAUGCUUCGACUGCUACAAGAGAGUUGGACGAUCUGAUGGCAUCGUUAUCUGAUUUCAAGAUUAACUCCAGCGCUCAUCAGCAACAGACGGUUACUGAGUACGCAAAACCGAAUCAAGGUAUUUCGUAUUCGCACCAGGAGACAACUAUUCAUCAUAACGAUCAAUUGGAUUCUAUGCUAGGAAGCCUACAAGAAAACAUGAAUCGUCAAGGAGUUACCACAACACAAAAAGGAUGUUGCAGCGCUUGCGACAAGCCAAUCGUUGGCCAAGUGAUUACUGCUUUGGGUCGCACAUGGCAUCCGGAACAUUUCACAUGCAGCCACUGCUGCCAAGAGUUGGGCACACGCAACUUCUUUGAACGCGAUGGAGCACCAUAUUGCGAGCCAGACUACCAUAACUUGUUCAGCCCACGCUGUGCCUACUGCAACGGUGCCAUUUUGGAUAAAUGUGUUACGGCAUUGGACAAGACCUGGCACACUGAGCAUUUCUUCUGCGCUCAAUGCGGUCAACAAUUCGGCGAAGAUGGCUUCCAUGAACGGGACGGUAAGGCCUAUUGCCGCAACGAUUACUUCGACAUGUUUGCACCAAAGUGCAGUGGAUGCAACCGCGCCAUCAUGGAAAACUACAUCUCAGCAUUGAAUGCCCAAUGGCACGCUGAGUGCUUCGUCUGCCGGGAUUGCCGUCAACCCUUCCAAAAUGGAUCAUUUUUCGAUCACGAAGGAUUGCCUUAUUGUGAAACUCACUAUCACGCAAAACGUGGAUCACUUUGCGCUGGCUGCUCCAAGCCAAUCACUGGACGGUGCAUUACUGCUAUGUUCCGAAAGUUCCAUCCGGAGCAUUUUGUGUGCGCUUUUUGCUUGAAACAACUCAACAAAGGCACAUUCAAAGAACAAAAUGAUAAGCCCUACUGCCACGAAUGCUUCGACAAACUGUUCAGUUAAAGCAAAUCACGUGCGAUCACAUCAACAACAACAACCGAUGAUGACGACGAAAACAUACAGAGAAAUCCCAUCUAACUAACAAACAAGUCAAUUUCAAACGAGAAGAUCAUUUUAUUAAUACAAUUAUUAAAAUGAAACGCGCAUUUCUGUGAGAGAAAAAAAAACACACAUACACAAUUUGAAACGAUAUCGUUAAGAUGAACUAUUUUAUUGAAAUUAAAGCAAAACGACGCAAGGAAACGAAAAUCAUUUGCUAAAUUCUAGUGUUAUUCUAUUGAGAUAUAUUAUUUUUUUCAUCUGUCUAAUGUAAAUAAACGAAUUGGCUGGAAGGACUAUUUACACGGACGAGACAUUCAACGAUUCGAUUUAUCGUUCGCGCACAUCGCAAAUUUAAUUUGCAAAUUACGCUCGCGAGAAAGCACAAGAUCAUUCGCGUGCUCUUUUAAUGUUUUUCUUUUUCUGUUGCAUCGUUUAUCUAAAUAUACUCCUCCUAAUUGUAGUAUAAAUUAUCGCUUGUUCCAAAUUCAUUUGGUUUUUUUUUUUUAAAUCCAAUCAAACAACUUUAUAUCUCCGACAUUUAUUUUCGGAAUAUAAACUUACUAAAAAACAAUUGCUUUCUUUUGUAAAUAACGAGAAGAACUACAGCCGACAAAUCGAGAGAAUAAUUUUGUCAAUUCGUUUUUCUUCUAAUUUUUUUUUUCGAAUAUAACUAACUGCAGUUUAGAAGGCGCUACAUUGACAUGGUUUCCGAUUUGUUGCGCACACGCGUGUCAAUGUUUUUUUAUUGUAAAUAAGAAGGAGAAAUGAGAAUGGGAUGCCAUUUACGUCAAAAUGCAUCAAGUGCAUCUCAAGUCACGAUCGACUGAGAUUCAGAUAGGAAAAAAACAAAGCAAUGAAAAUACACACUCACAGCGAAACAAACAUAACGAACAGACUAAAGAGAUACUUCAACCAAUUGUAAUUUUUAUUUUUAUACUCGAUCAUAAUAAACAAUGAUUUGUUUGUCUCGCAACAAACAAACUCAUUCCGAAUCAAAUCAGGAUUUUAUACUGCACCACACAUAAUCCGUUCAUACUAAAACUUAGCGCCAAAAAAACAACUACAACAACAAUUAUAUCACAUCAUGAAAAUUAUUAUGAAUGCUGCAGAAGCACAAAAUAACUUGAAAUUCUUUUUUUUCAAUAAACAUAAAGACUUUUUAACAAUUUACAA